This is a messenger RNA of Trypanosoma cruzi, 792 nucleotides long. RefSeq lists its product as uncharacterized. Lineage: Eukaryota; Euglenozoa; Kinetoplastea; Trypanosomatida; Trypanosomatidae. The record is from RefSeq and is a predicted model, not a curated record. Gene Ontology annotation, biological process: translation. The transcript has a single exon. Gene Ontology annotation, cellular component: ribosome; mitochondrion. Bases 1 to 792 code for a protein of 263 amino acids. Gene Ontology annotation, molecular function: structural constituent of ribosome.
AUGAGGCGAACGGGCAUUCGACGCGUGGCGCCGUGGGUGCCGCCACCCCGUCACGACGUGAAGGUCACGAUGCCGCCGCCGCCCGGUGGUGAGGUUGGUGGCUCUUUUGGCGUCUCAAUAGGCUACAGUGACCGUAUUGCAUGCACACCCUACUGGAAGCGCAUGGCUUUGUCGAACUACGCACUACGCAUGAAGGAGAAUGCGACGCGGUAUCCAAUGAGUGAGCAUCGUCCUGGCGAGUAUGACAUCCGUUAUCUUCCCAAGCCGUACCCAUGCACAAUUCGCAAUCGACCUUUAUUAGAGGUUGGGGAACCGCGGCAAAUUCCAAGCAUUCAAAUCCCUGUUAUUUUCCUUGUGAACUUGUAUAACGAGGAAAAGAAUUCCUGGUUCGGUCGCAAGUAUGAGACCGUAUAUGUGAGCCGACAGUUUAUGCGGGAGGAGUUGAUGCCCCAGCGGUAUGCCAUUUACGCCACGCCAGAGGCUUACGCGUUGCUUGGGUUGCCGGUUGUGGACCAUGGGAUACACAAGGAGAUUCCUAAAACACCGCGUGAAUAUGAAAAGUUGCUUGAACGGCAGAAGUACGACGAGGAGCGAUGGAAGUAUUCGAUUGAGUAUCUUUUUCGAAAGUACGAAGCGGGACCCCCCGAACUGUUGGACCGCGCCGAAGAUACUUGGGAUGGGACAGAAGUGUUGGCUGUAUCGUCUACAGCAGGUGCCGCACGUCAUGGGGAGGCGGUGCAGCGCAAAGGGGCCAUCAAACAUCGCAAGGCACGGAAGAUUAAAUUGUUUUAG